Molecule: messenger RNA, 1216 nt
Organism: Neodiprion virginianus
Lineage: Eukaryota; Metazoa; Arthropoda; Insecta; Hymenoptera; Diprionidae
Exons: 3
Coding region: 97-693 (198 amino acids)
Source: RefSeq, a predicted model, not a curated record
GAUCGUUUGAGGCGAGGUGUCGGUCGAUUUUUAAACCUGCGUAUCCGACGUUCGGUCAGACUCGAGAAACGAAAUUCGAUAUUGGCAAGCCUCAGGAUGAGCCGUACUCCGUGCGAUAAGGAGGGAGGCGAGAGCGGCAGCAAUAACAGCAGCAGGAAAAUAAGAACGAGAAGAAGCAGCAGAAGAAGAAGAAAAAACACGGUUAAAGAUCGUGCGAAACUGUUGACGGUGGAAGGAAAGGCGGAAAUCACAUGCUGCUCGAAUUGCGGCUUCGAGAGCAAACGAGCCUUCAACGUCAUCAGGCAUUAUCAACGAAUCCACGAUCCUGCUAAGAGAAAAAUUGAGUGCUGCGGUCGCACAAUUCUGACGAAGGGCGACUACUAUCAACACUGCGCUGACAAUCAUCCGGAAUCGCGAAAAUCUUCGAUUGUGUCGAGGAAAAAAUACAAGAUAACGAAAAGAGAUCGUCGACACGAGGAAGGACAGCCGGCCCUGGGGGGAAGGAAGAAAGGAGAGAGGAGAGAGAGAGGAGUAAAAAAGAGGGAGGAAAUUGAUUCGGAAAAUUUUCUCAAACCUAAGGAGGAAAAUUGUGUGACGAUAUUCAUCGAGGGUGAUCCUUCGUCUCCUGUACACGCAAAAAACCUUGCAGAAUUUCUCGACAACAUCGAUUUCGAAAGUUUCAAGCUGCCCUGAUUGUUGUUCAAUUUUAAUAACAAUUUUUUAUACCCUCUGCACGAUUCAGGCAAAAUGAGUAUCGAAUUAAACUAUUUUCAGCAUCUAAUGGUACAAACUGUAAACCGUAUGUGAUAGAAAAAACAUUUCACUACCGACCAAGGUACAAACUUUUAUGUAAUGUAACUGUAAUAGAUGUAAGUGCCGAUUUAAGUCAUUAACAAGUUAAUUAAUUUGCCUAAUUAAGAAUAAUAAUACCUCAGCCAAGAAAUACUUGCCAACAGAUGUACGUCAAGUGAUUUAGAUUUUAAAAGAAGAGAAGAAAAAAUAAGUCUGUGACGUGAAAUAUUUACACAUAUAUACAUUGCAUAUCGUUACUUUUGUUGUGUUAUUAUACCAAAUAUCGUUAAGAUUUUUAUAGAGUUAUGUAACAAUAGACGGUAAGUCGACCAGUGCUAUGAUAUAUCGAUUAAGACUUUUUUACGCGUAUAUUUAAUCGUUGAAUACUUAUAUUAAUUACUGUCUAAUGAAUAACGUUGAAAGA